CGAGAUCUGCGAUCGGCUACAAACCCAAGGUGUGUGUGCGUGUGCGUGUGUGUGUGAACUCUGUAAGCGAUAAGAAACUGUCGCUUUCUCCUGCUGGAUACAAUUCUUGAUUUCAGUGUCUCCGCCAUUUAAGAGAACUGCUGGAUCGGUGGCUCCGAAGUCUGGGAUUGAUCUAGUGCAACUUAUUUUUAGACCUUCAUCAUGGCUGAGGGAGAGGAGGAUUUCUCUUCCUUGCCAUUGCCCGACCGGUUCGCUCAUAAGAACUGGAAGGCCCGCAAGGGAGGAUAUGAAGAGGCCAAAGCACUAUUCGAAAAAUCUCCCGAUGAGUCGGAUCCCGUUUUUACACCCUUCAUACAAGACCCCGGCCUAUGGAAAGGGGCCGUGGCAGACUCCAACGUUGCGGCUCAGCAAGAAGGUCUCGGGGCUUAUUGCGCGUUUUUGAAAUUCGGAGGUGUUCAGGCCUGUACGAGAUCACGAGCAACUACAGUCUUCCCUAUCUGCGAGAAAGGCCUCCCGUCCACACGACCAGCCGCAAAAACGAAUGCGAUCGAAGCGCUACUGUUAUGUGUUGAGCUGGAUAAGGCAGACCCAGUCAUCGAAGAAAUCCUCCCCGCCCUCUCACACAAAGUCCCCAAGGUCAUUGCGGCUACACUGGCAGGACUGAAAGCCAUCUAUCACAACUUCGGGUGCAAGAUUGUCGACCCCAAGCCGGUAUUGAAGGUCCUGCCAAAGGCCUUUGGUCAUGCAGACAAGAAUGUCCGUGCGGAAGCGCAAAAUCUCACAGUGGAACUUUACCGAUGGCUGAAGGAAGCCAUCAAGCCUCUCUUCUGGGGCGACCUGAAGCCCGUUCAACAGCAGGAUUUGGAGAAGUUAUUCGAGGGUGUUAAUCAAGAGCCGGCACCCAAGCAGGAGAGGUUUACGAGGGCGCAGCAAGAUGCCAUGGCCGCAGCCAGCGCUGCUCCGGAAGGCGGCGAUGAUGAAUUCGAAGGAGGCGAGGAAUACGCGGAAGAAGAGGAAGAUGCUGGAGUCGAUGCUUUCGAUCUGGCCGAACCCGUUGAUGUCAUGUCCAAGGUUCCCAAGGAUUUCAACGAGCAACUCUCUUCGUCGAAGUGGAAGGAGAGGAAAGAGGCUCUAGACGCUCUGCAUGGCGUAUUGAACGUUCCCCGCAUCAAAGAUGGACCGUGGGAUGAUGUUAUCCGUUUGCUGGCCAAGUCCAUGAAAGAUGCAAAUAUCGCAGUGGUGACUGUUGCUGCCAACUGUGUUGACCUGCUUGCAAAGGGCCUUCGCAAUGCAUUUCUCAAGUAUCGGUCUACCAUCAUGGCGCCCAUGCUGGAGCGCUUGAAGGAAAAGAAGCAGAGUGUCGCCGAUGCCCUGGGGCAGGCGUUGGAUGCAGUUUUCAUUGCGACUAACUUGACUGAGUGCCUGGAAGAGAUUCUCGAAUUCCUUAAGCAUAAGAACCCCCAAGUUAAGCAAGAAACUCUCAAGUUCUUGAUCCGUUGCCUUCGCACUACCAGAGAAGUUCCAGCCAAGCCUGAAGUCAAGUCGAUAGCUGAGGCGGCCACGAAGCUUCUCACCGAGUCCAGUGAGGUCAACCGUGCCGGAGGAGCCGAGGUUCUUGGUACCCUGAUGAAGAUCAUGGGAGAGCGUGCGAUGAACCCCUUCCUCGAGGGACUCGACGACAUUCGGAAGACGAAGAUUAAGGAGUACUUUGACACGGCCGAGGUCAAAGCGAAAGAUAGACCUAAGCCUAUCGUUGGCCCGCCCAAAACCGCCCCCGGAAAGAAGGUUGUUGGAGCAAAGAAACCCGCAUUGGGAGCAAAGAAGCCGGCCCCGCCUCCUGUCGAGGAACCGGCCGCUGCUCCUUCACCCAAGCCUGCUACAAGAUCCAUUCCUUCAAAACUGGGAGGGCCCCCAAAGCCCAGUGGUCUUUCUGGCCCAGGCGGCCUCAAGAAGAAGCUUGGUGGUCCAGGAGGAAUAGCAUCUCCGCAACGACGGGUUGUCUCCCCUCCAUCGGAGGACCAACCGCCGCCGCCUGCAGCUCCCAAGUUUGGCCUUGCGAGAGGACUUGCCGGCCGUCCGAUAGCGAAGCCGUCGGCUCCCAGCGAGCCUGCUCCCGCUCCGGCACCACCUCAGUUGAGUGGAAUCUCGGCUAUCGAACGGGCUGAGUUAGAUGAGCUGCGUGCAGAGAAGGAGCGGUUUAUGCGGAUGGUUGAAGAUUUGAGAUCGGAGAGAACCAAGUUGAACUCGCAAGUCAUGGAGCUUCAGGAUCAGAAUGCGCAGCUCAUCGAAGAUCAUACAAGAGAUGUGUUGAGCAUCAAGGCCAAGGAAACCCAGUUGGUUCGAGCACGAAGUGACGCAGAAGCAGCGGAGCAGUCUGUCCAAAAGCAGCAGCGAGAGAUCGAACGUUUGAAGCGUGAGCUAGCAAGGGCCCUUCGAGCCAGCGCUAUGAGCCCUCCCAAUACCCUACCGGAGAAUAUUGGAUUGCCUAUGUCAGAAACAAGCUCCGUGUACCAAGAUGAUGGCCGUGGACCGAUGUCCCGGUCUAGCCUUCUUGCCGGCUCACGGUUCGAGAGCUCACGGCCACGCAGCUAUGCAUCAGGUAGCCCAAGUGAAGAGAAGGAGAACAAUGGCUUGGAUUCCUCAGGACUGAGUAGCCGAGAGGGAUUUGGUCGACGGAAGCUCAGCCCUACAUUUGGUACCGGCUACUCCGGGCUGGGAAGUCCCACCCGGUCGUCAGUGCUAGGCUCCGGCAGUGCUUCUGGCGAAGACCAACCUACCAGGAGCGCGGAACCAGCGGAGAGCUGGAAGAGAGCCGCGGAAGUAACCAGCCAGCUGAAGGCAAGAAUCGAACAAAUGAAGGCAAGGCAAGGGCUUAUACGACCACCUUCGCAACGCUAA
This is a messenger RNA of Aspergillus ibericus CBS 121593, 2898 nucleotides long. Its product is annotated as putative spindle pole body component. Gene Ontology annotation, biological process: establishment or maintenance of microtubule cytoskeleton polarity; mitotic spindle organization; microtubule polymerization. NCBI's taxonomy places the organism in Eukaryota, Fungi, Ascomycota, Eurotiomycetes, Eurotiales, Aspergillaceae. Gene Ontology annotation, molecular function: microtubule plus-end binding; microtubule plus end polymerase activity. The record is from RefSeq and is a predicted model, not a curated record. Bases 202 to 2898 code for a protein of 898 amino acids. Gene Ontology annotation, cellular component: spindle pole; kinetochore; centrosome. The transcript has 5 exons.